This is a messenger RNA of Paramecium pentaurelia, 469 nucleotides long. The record is from the annotation of a GenBank genome assembly. NCBI's taxonomy places the organism in Eukaryota, Ciliophora, Oligohymenophorea, Peniculida, Parameciidae.
AUGUAGCAAAUUGAUAAAAUAAAUUUAAGAAAAUACAUUUUUAAUAUAAUUAAUUAGAGAUAUAAAACCUUGCAAGUUGAUCCAAAACAUUUCAAUUAAUUAUAUACUAAAGGUAAGAUUUUUUGUUAUAAUUUUAUAGCUGAAAAUCUAAUUUUAAUAAGUUAUCUCCUUAUUAUAAGAAUGCUUGACCAAAAUAACCAAACCUUUUUUGGGUAUAUAAAGCUCUGCAGAUUGAUUCAAAACAUUAUAAUCUAUAUUUACUUAAGGUAUCAUUCCAUUUUAGUUCAUUAGCUUCUAGUUAAAUUUAUAUUUAAAAUUACAACUUAUAUAUGAGGCCUUGGUUAAUAUAAUGAGGCAAUUAUUUGGGCAGACAAAGCUCUAUAAAUUGAUUCAAAGAAAUGCAAUCCAUUAUACUAAUUAUUUUUAAUAAAGUUCUUAAAAGAUUAGAAUUAAUACUUAGAAGCUUUGA